Hippopotamus amphibius kiboko is the source of this 7238-nucleotide messenger RNA. It is a transcript of the gene ABCA4, whose product is annotated as ATP binding cassette subfamily A member 4. Gene Ontology annotation, cellular component: intracellular membrane-bounded organelle; plasma membrane. The transcript has 51 exons. NCBI's taxonomy places the organism in Eukaryota, Metazoa, Chordata, Mammalia, Artiodactyla, Hippopotamidae. The record is from RefSeq and is a predicted model, not a curated record. Gene Ontology annotation, biological process: transmembrane transport; visual perception; lipid transport. Gene Ontology annotation, molecular function: ABC-type transporter activity; ATP binding; ATP hydrolysis activity. Bases 1 to 6846 code for a protein of 2281 amino acids.
AUGGGCUUUGCCAGACAGAUCAAGCUUCUGCUCUGGAAGAACUGGACCCUGCGGAAAAGGCAAAAGAUUCGCUUUGUGGUGGAACUCGUGUGGCCUUUAUCUUUAUUUCUGGUCUUGAUCUGGUUAAGGAAUGUCAACCCACUCUACAGCCAACAUGAAUGCCAUUUUCCCAACAAGGCGAUGCCCUCAGCAGGAAUGUUGCCAUGGCUCCAGGGAAUUUUCUGCAACGUGAACAAUCCUUGUUUUCAAAGUCCCACCCCGGGAGAAUCUCCUGGAAUUGUGUCAAACUAUAACAACUCCAUCUUGGCAAGGGUGUAUCGAGAUUUUCAAGAACUCCUCAUGGACACACCAGAGAGCCAGCACCUUGGUCAGGUUUGGACAGAACUCAGCACCUUGUCCCAACUCAUAAACACCCUCCGGACGCACCCUGAGAGGAUUGCAGGAAGAGGAAUACGAAUUCGGGACAUUCUAAAAGAUGAGGAAACACUGACACUGUUUCUCGUAAAGAACAUCGGCCUGUCUGACUCAGUUGUCUACCUUCUGGUCAACUCGCAAGUCCGUCCAGAGCAGUUUGCUCACGGAGUCCCAGACCUGGUGCUGAAGGACAUCGCCUGCAGUGAGGCCCUCCUGGAACGCUUCCUAAUCUUCCCCCAGCGCCGGGCGGCGCAGACCGUGCGGGACGCCUUGUGCUCCCUCUCCCAGGGCACCCUACAGUGGAUGGAAGACACCCUGUAUGCCAACGUGGACUUCUUCAAGCUCUUCCAUGUGCUUCCCAAACUCCUAGACAGCAGUUCUCAAGGUAUCAAUCUGAGAUCCUGGGGAAGAAUAUUAUCUGAUAUGUCGCCAAGAAUUCAAGAAUUUAUUCACCGGCCAAGUGUUCAAGACUUGCUGUGGGUGACCAGGCCACUCGUGCAGACUGGCGGUCCAGAGACCUUCUCGCAGCUGCUGGGCAUCCUCUCUGACCUCUUGUGUGGCUACCCUGAGGGAGGAGGCUCUCGGGUGUUCUCCUUCAACUGGUAUGAAGACAAUAACUAUAAGGCCUUCCUGGGGAUUGACUCCGCAAGGAAAGAUCCUAUCUAUUCUUAUGACCAAAAAACAACGACCUUUUGUAAUGCAUUGAUCCAGAGCUUGGAGUCAAACCCUCUAACCAAAAUAGCCUGGAGGGCAGCAAAGCCUUUGCUCAUGGGAAAAAUCCUCUUUACUCCAGAUUCCCCCGCAACACGCAGGUUACUGAAGAACGCCAACUCAACGUUUGAAGAGCUGGCGCGUGUAAGGAAGUUGGUCAAAGCCUGGGAAGAAGUAGGGCCCCAGAUCUGGUACUUCUUUGACAAGAGUACACAGAUGACCAUGAUCAGGGACACCCUGGAGAACCCAACAGUGAAAGCCUUUUGGAAUAGGCAGCUUGGUGAAGAAGGUAUUACUGCCGAAGCCAUACUGAACUUCCUCUAUAAGGGUCCUCGAGAGGGCCGGGCUGACAGCAUGGACAACUUGGACUGGAGGGAUCUAUUUAACAUCACUGAUGGCACCCUACGCCUGGCUAAUCAAUACCUGGAGUGCUUGAUCCUGGAUAAGUUUGAAAGCUAUGAUGAUGAAUUUCAACUCACCCAACGAGCCCUGUCUCUGCUGGAGGAAAACAGGUUCUGGGCUGGUGUGGUAUUUCCUGACAUGUAUCCCUGGACCAGCUCCCUGCCACCCCAUGUGAAGUACAAGAUCCGAAUGGACAUAGAUGUGGUGGAGAAAACCAAUAAGAUCAAAGACAGGUACUGGGAUUCUGGCCCCAGAGCUGAUCCAGUGGAAGACUUCCGAUAUAUCUGGGGAGGGUUUGCCUAUCUGCAGGACAUGAUUGAACAGGGGAUUACAAGGACGCAGGCCCAGGCUGAUGUGCCAGUUGGAAUCUAUCUCCAGCAGAUGCCUUACCCCUGCUUCGUGGAUGACUCUUUUAUGAUCAUCCUGAACCGCUGUUUCCCUAUCUUCAUGGUGCUGGCCUGGAUCUACUCUGUCUCCAUGACUGUAAAGAGCAUCGUCUUGGAGAAGGAACUGAGACUGAAGGAGACCUUGAAAAAUCAGGGUGUAUCCAACACAGUGAUUUGGUGUACCUGGUUCCUGGACAGCUUCUCUAUCAUGUCGAUGAGCAUCUGCCUCCUGACAGUAUUCAUCGUGCAUGGAAGGAUCCUACAUUACAGCAAUCCAUUCAUCCUCUUCCUGUUCCUGUUGGCUUUCUCCACUGCUACAAUCAUGCAGUGCUUCCUGCUCAGCACCUUCUUCUCCAAGGCCAGCCUGGCAGCAGCCUGUAGUGGUGUCAUCUACUUCACCCUCUACCUGCCACAUAUUCUGUGCUUUGCUUGGCAGGACCGAAUGACGGCCGACCUGAAGAUGGCUGUGAGCCUGCUAUCUCCUGUGGCAUUUGGGUUUGGCACUGAGUACCUGGCUCGCUUUGAAGAGCAAGGCCUGGGGCUGCAAUGGAGCAAUAUUGGGAAUAGUCCCAUGGAAGGGGAUGAAUUCAGUUUUCUGAUGUCCAUGAAAAUGAUGCUUCUUGAUGCUGCUCUCUAUGGCUUGCUUGCCUGGUAUCUUGACCAGGUGUUUCCAGGGGACUAUGGAACCCCACUUCCUUGGUACUUCCUUCUACAAGAGUCUUAUUGGCUAGGUGGUGAAGGGUGUUCAACCAGAGAAGAAAGGGCCUGGGAAAAGACAGAACCCAUAACAGAGGAAAUGGAGGACCCGGAACACCCGGAAGGAAUAAAUGACUGCUUCUUUGAACGUGAACUCCCAGGCUUGGUUCCUGGGGUAUGUGUGAAGAAUCUGGUAAAGCUUUUCGAGCCCCAUGGCAGGCCAGCCGUGGACCGUCUUAACAUCACCUUCUACGAAAACCAGAUCACUGCGUUCCUCGGUCACAACGGAGCAGGGAAAACCACAACCUUGUCCAUUAUGACGGGUCUCUUGCCACCAACAUCCGGGACUGUGCUCAUUGGGGGAAAGGACAUUGAAACCAGCCUGGAUGCUAUCCGACAGAGCCUUGGCAUGUGUCCACAGCACAACAUCCUGUUCCACCACCUCACAGUGGCUGAACACAUCCUGUUCUACGCGCAGCUGAAAGGAAGGUCCUGGGAGGAGGCCCAGCUGGAGAUGGAAGCCAUGCUGGAGGACACAGGCCUCCACCACAAGAGGAACGAAGAAGCUCAGGAUCUGUCAGGUGGCAUGCAGAGGAAGCUGUCAGUUGCCAUUGCCUUCGUGGGAGAUACCAAGGUGGUGGUUCUGGAUGAGCCCACCUCUGGGGUGGACCCCUACUCGAGGCGCUCAAUCUGGGACCUGCUCCUAAAGUAUCGCUCAGGCAGAACCAUCAUCAUGUCCACUCACCACAUGGACGAGGCCGACAUCCUAGGGGACCGCAUUGCCAUCAUAUCCCAGGGACGGCUCUACUGCUCCGGCACCCCCCUCUUCCUGAAGAACUGCUUUGGUACAGGCUUCUACUUAACCUUGGUGCGCAAGAUGAAGACCAUCCAGAGCAAAGGAAGAGGCUGCGAGGGGACCUGCAGCUGUGCAUCUAAGGGUUUCUCCAUCAGGUGUCCAGUCUGCGUCGAUGAGAUAACUCCAGAACAAGUCUUGGACGGGGAUGUGACUGAGCUGAUGGAUAUGGUUCACCACCAUGUUCCAGAGGCAAAGCUGGUGGAAUGCAUUGGUCAAGAAGUUAUCUUCCUUCUUCCAAAUAAGAAAUUCAAGCAGAGAGCAUACGCCAGCCUUUUCAGAGAGCUGGAGGAGACCCUGGCUGACCUGGGGCUCAGCAGUUUUGGAAUUUCUGACACUCCCCUGGAAGAGAUUUUUCUGAAGGUCACGGAGGAUUCUGAUUCAGGACGGCUGUUUGCUGGUGGCAUUCAACAGAAAAGAGAAGAUGUCAGCCUCCGACAUCCCUGUUUGGGUCCUGGUGAGAAGACCAGACAGACUCCACAGGGCUCUAACAGCCACCCCACGGAGCCUGCUGCUCACCUGGAGAGCCAGCCUUCCCCGGGGCGGGAGAGGCACAGCCGACUCAACACGGGAGCGCAGCUGGUCAUCCAGCACGUGCAGGCGCUGCUGGUCAAGCGAUUCCACCACACCGUCCGCAGCCGCAAGGACUUCCUGGCCCAGAUUGUGCUCCCGGCCACCUUUGUGUUUUUGGCUCUGAUGCUCUCCAUCAUCAUCCCUCCUUUUGGCGAAUAUCCUGCUUUAACUCUUCACCCCUGGAUGUAUGGGCAUCAGUACACCUUCUUCAGCAUGGACCAGCCAGACAGUGAGCAGCUCAUGGUACUUGCAGACGUCCUCGUGAAUAAGCCAGGCUUUGGCAACCGCUGCCUGAAGGAAGAGUGGCUUCCGGAGUUCCCCUGUGGCAAUUCAACCCCCUGGAAGACUCCAUCUGUGUCUCCGGACAUCACCCACCUGCUCCAGAAGCAGAAAUGGACAGCAGACCACCCCUCACCUUCCUGCAGAUGCAGCACCAGAGAGAAGCUCACCAUGCUCCCCGAGUGCCCUGAGGGCGCAGGGGGGCUCCCGCCCCUUCAGAGAACACAGCGCAGCACUGAAAUUCUUCAAGACCUUACAGACAGGAACAUCUCUGACUUCUUGGUAAAAACGUAUCCUGCUCUUAUACUAAGCAGUUUGAAGAGCAAGUACUGGGUCAAUGAACAGAGGUACGGAGGAAUUUCCAUCGGAGGAAAGCUUCCAGCUCCCCCCAUCACUGGAGAAGCACUUGUUGGAUUUUUAAGUGACCUUGGCCAGUUAAUGAAUGUAAGCGGGGGCCCUAUCACCAGAGAAGCCUCUGAAGAAAUGUCUGCUUUCCUUAAACAUCUAGAAACUGAAGACAACAUUAAGGUGUGGUUUAACAACAAAGGCUGGCAUGCCCUGGUCAGCUUUCUCAACGUGGCCCACAACGCCAUCCUACGGGCCAGCCUGCACGAGGACAGGAACCCUGAGGAAUAUGGCAUCACCGUCAUAAGCCAGCCCCUGAACCUGACCAAGGAGCAGCUCUCUGAGAUUACAGUGCUGACCACUUCGGUGGAUGCUGUGGUGGCCAUCUGUGUGAUUUUUGCCAUGUCUUUCGUCCCUGCCAGCUUUGUCCUUUACUUGAUCCAGGAGAGGGUGAACAAAGCCAAGCACCUCCAGUUUGUCAGUGGAGUGAGCCCCACCACCUACUGGCUGACCAACUUCCUCUGGGACAUCAUGAAUUACACUGUGAGCGCUGCACUGGUGGUGGGCAUCUUCAUCGGGUUCCAGAAGAAAGCCUACACGUCUUCAGACAACCUUCCAGCCCUGGUCGCACUGCUCAUGCUGUAUGGAUGGGCAGUUAUCCCCAUGAUGUACCCAGCAUCCUUCCUGUUUGAUGUCCCCAGCACAGCCUACGUGGCCUUGUCUUGUGCUAAUCUGUUCAUCGGCAUCAACAGCAGUGCCAUCACCUUCAUCUUGGAAUUAUUUGAGAACAACCGGACGCUGCUCAGGUUCAGUGCCAUGCUGAGGAAGCUGCUCAUUGUCUUCCCCCACUUCUGCCUGGGCCGGAGCCUCAUUGACCUGGCACUGAGCCAGGCUGUGACAGACGUCUAUGCCCGGUUUGGUGAGGAGCACUCUUCAAAUCCGUUCCAGUGGGACCUGAUUGGGAAGAACCUGGUUGCCAUGGCAGUAGAAGGGGUGGUGUACUUCCUCCUGACCCUCCUCAUCCAGUACCAAUUCUUCUUCAGCCGAUGGACUACUGAGCCCGCUAAGGAGCCCAUCAUAGAUGAAGAUGAUGAUGUGGCUGAAGAAAGACAAAGAAUUCUUAGUGGAGGAAAUAAAACUGAUAUCUUAAGGCUAAAUGAACUAACCAAGAUUUAUUCAGGCACCUCCAGCCCAGCGGUGGACAGGCUAUGUGUGGGAGUCCGCCCUGGAGAGUGCUUUGGCCUCCUGGGAGUGAAUGGAGCUGGCAAAACAACCACAUUCAAGAUGCUCACUGGGGACACCACAGUGACCUCAGGGGAUGCCACUGUCGCAGGCAAGAGUAUUUUAACCAAUAUUUCUGACAUCCAUCAAAGUAUGGGCUACUGUCCUCAGUUUGAUGCAAUCGAUGACCUGCUUACAGGGCGAGAACAUCUUUACCUUUAUGCCCGACUUCGAGGUAUACCAGCAGAGGAAAUCAAGAGGGUGACAAACUGGAGUCUUCAGAGCCUGGGCCUGUCUCUCUACGCAGACCGCCUGGCCGGCACCUACAGUGGAGGCAAUAAGCGGAAACUCUCCACAGCCAUUGCACUAAUAGGCUGCCCACCGUUGGUGCUACUGGACGAGCCCACCACAGGCAUGGACCCCCAGGCGCGCCGCAUGCUGUGGAACACCAUCACGAGCAUCCUCAGAGAAGGCAGAGCUGUGGUCCUCACUUCCCACAGCAUGGAGGAGUGCGAGGCCCUGUGUACCCGGCUGGCCAUCAUGGUGAAGGGCGCCUUUCAGUGUCUGGGCACCAUUCAGCACCUCAAGUACAAGUUUGGAGAUGGCUACAUCGUCACGAUGAAAAUCAAAUCCCCAAAGGAUGACUUGCUUCCCGACCUGAGCCCCGUGGUGCAGUUCUUCCAGGGGAACUUCCCAGGCAGCGUGCAGAGGGAGAGGCAUUACAACAUGCUGCAGGUCCAGGUCUCCUCCUCCUCCCUGGCCAGGAUCUUCCGGCUGCUCGUCUCCCACAGGGACAGCCUGCUCAUCGAGGAGUACUCGGUCACGCAGACCACGCUGGACCAGGUAUUUGUGAACUUUGCUAAACAGCAGACUGAAAUUUACGACCUCCCUUUGCACCCUCGAGCUGCUGGAGCCAGCCGACAGGCCAAGGAAGUGGACAAAGGCAAUUCUGCACCUCAAGGAUGACCUAAAUGAUGACUUCUGGGCUUUUAAGACACUGGAAAGGAACUCUGGGAGGCUGCAAGUGCAGGAGUGUUGCCAUAUGGUGGAUCAGUCGGACCAGCCAGCAUAAGGAACCCCUGGGCAGCAGAAACAAACACGUGUGAGGCACACAGCAAAUUCCAAACAGGGGCUCAUUCAGAAGGAAACCAGAACUGACUUGCUCACCUGGAACACCUGAUGGUGAAACCGGCCCAGCCAAAUGAGUUACAAAAUGCUUUUCAACUAAACCACAGAAGUAGAAAUCUCAGUCCAUCUUCCUAGUGGCUGUGGCCUCUACACUGCUCUCAUUUCAAGUGGAUCUGCUUUUUCUGUGUGUAUGUGUGUGUAUUUUAUCUUUAAGAAGAAAAUAAAAUGCA